AUGAAGUCUUUCCUCGCACUCGCCGCCCUCGUCGCUACGGCCUCGGCCCACUACACCUUCCCGUCCCUCGUGGUCGGCGGUGCGACGACCCCCGCGUGGGUGAACGUCCGCAAGACGAACAACUUCAACACGCAGGCGCCCGUCACGGACGUCACCUCGCCCGACUUCCGCUGCUACGACUCCGCGACGAACCCGACCGCGCAGACCGCGACCGUCUCCGCCGGCUCGCAGCUCGGCAUCAUGUCCGACGGCACCAUCUACCACCCCGGCGUCGUGAACGUGUACAUGGCGAAGGCGCCCGGGGACGUGAACAGCUUCGCGGGCGACGGCGACGUCUGGUUCAAGGUCUACCAGAUCACGGCCGAGACGAACGGCGGGAGCUCGAUCAGCUUCCCGGCGGAGGGCGUUCCGGGGGUCACGUUCACCGUUCCGAAGAACCUGCCGAGUGGACAGUACCUCGUCCGCAUGGAGGCGAUCGCGCUGCACGUCGCUUCGACUUACGGCGGUGCCCAGUUCUACAUCUCCUGCGGACAGGUCAACGUCGAGAACGGUGGCAGCGGCACGCCCGGCCCCCUCGUUGCCAUCCCCGGUGUCUACACUGGCUACGAGCCCGGCAUCCUCAUCAACAUCAACUACCCCAUCCCCAAGAACUACACUCAGCCCGGCCCCGCUGUCUGGUCUGGGUGA
Molecule: messenger RNA, 687 nt
Organism: Trametes versicolor FP-101664 SS1
Lineage: Eukaryota; Fungi; Basidiomycota; Agaricomycetes; Polyporales; Polyporaceae
Product: glycoside hydrolase family 61 protein
Exons: 4
Coding region: 1-687 (228 amino acids)
Source: RefSeq, a predicted model, not a curated record